Molecule: messenger RNA, 656 nt
Organism: Glossina fuscipes
Lineage: Eukaryota; Metazoa; Arthropoda; Insecta; Diptera; Glossinidae
Gene: Npc2a
Product: NPC intracellular cholesterol transporter 2 homolog a
Exons: 3
Coding region: 50-505 (151 amino acids)
Biological process (GO): intracellular cholesterol transport
Molecular function (GO): sterol binding
Source: RefSeq, a predicted model, not a curated record
UAAGAGAGCAGAGAUAAGAAAUCAAGACUAAGGAAGAAUUCCAUUUAAAAUGAAACAAUUUGUAUUUUUUAUUCUAAUAUGGGGAUAUUUAGUAAAUUGCACGGUAAAUGGCUUGCAAUUUACAGAUUGCGGUUCUAAAACUGGCAAAUUUACCAGCGUUUAUAUAUCGGAUUGUGAUACGACCAAACAUGAAUGCAUUUUGAAGCGCGACUCAAAUGUUACCAUAAUUAUUGAUUUCACACUGGCUGAAAAUGUGAACGCUGUUAAGACUGUCGUUCAUGGUAAAGUGAUGGGUGUGGAGAUGCCAUUCAAUUUGCAGAAUCCCGAUGCUUGUGUUGGUAGCGGCCUUAUAUGUCCGCUAUCGAAAACGGAAAUCUAUGUGUAUACAGCCGUGUUGCCUGUUCUGAAAGCGUAUCCGAAAGUAAACGUUAUAGUUAAGUGGGAAUUAAAGGAUGAACAUGAUGAGGACAUCGUGUGUGUUGAAAUACCAGCAAAGAUACAAUAAAAUUAUUUAAAAAAUUCCCUUUUCCCUUUUACCGAGUAUUGCGAUAUUUGUAAUAUUGGUCUGUGGUCUGAGAGUAUGUAAGGAGAUAAGGUCAUGAGAUUAAAUUAAAAAACAAUUAUGGAAUAAAUUGAAAAAUUAAUUGAUACUAUUA